Eurytemora carolleeae is the source of this 3531-nucleotide messenger RNA. Its product is annotated as mothers against decapentaplegic homolog 3. The record is from RefSeq and is a predicted model, not a curated record. NCBI's taxonomy places the organism in Eukaryota, Metazoa, Arthropoda, Copepoda, Calanoida, Temoridae. Gene Ontology annotation, cellular component: heteromeric SMAD protein complex. Bases 16 to 1797 code for a protein of 593 amino acids. The transcript is spliced from 14 exons. Gene Ontology annotation, molecular function: DNA-binding transcription factor activity, RNA polymerase II-specific; RNA polymerase II cis-regulatory region sequence-specific DNA binding; I-SMAD binding. Gene Ontology annotation, biological process: BMP signaling pathway; transforming growth factor beta receptor signaling pathway; cell differentiation.
CAGAUUAGUUUUAAAAUGAUUGUUGAAUUACAGAUAAAGAAACUACAGAUUGGUGUUAAAAUGAUUGUUGAAUUACAGAUAAAGAAACUACAGAUUGAUGUUAAAAUGAAUAUUGAAUUACAGAUAAAGAAACUACAGAUUGGUGUUAAAAUGAAUUUUGAAUUACAGAUAAAGAAACUACAGACUGGUAUUAAAAUGAAUGUUGAAUUACAGAUAAAGAAACUACAGAUUGGUGUUAACAUGAAUAUUGAAUUAAAGAUAAAGAAACUACAGAUUGGUAUUAAAAUGAAUAUUGAAUUACAGAUAAAGAAACUACAGAUUGGUGUUAAAAUGAAUAUUGAAUUACAGAUAAAGAAACUACAGAUUGGUAUUAAAAUGAAUGUUGAAUUACAGAUAAAGAAACUACAGAUUGGUAUUAAAAUGAAUAUUGAAUUACAGAUAAAGAAUGUCAGAAAGAUGAGUAUGGACGGAGUUUUGAAGGACUUCUUACAAACUACGAGCUCUAGGCUACCGUUCACAUCACCAAUAGAGAAGAGGUUGUUGGGAUGGAAGAAAGGAGAAUUCAAAACAGAACAGGAGGAGAAGUGGUGUGAAAAGGCGGUUAAAAGUUUGGUGAAGAAACUUAGAAAGAGCAAUGGACUUGAGAAGGAACUGGAAAGAACGAUAAGUACAGCUGAUCAGAGUUCUAAGGAAGUUGGAACAAAGAAGGGAUUACCUCACGUUAUAUACUGUCGACUGUGGAGAUAUCCAGACCUUGGUUCACAUCAUGAACUUAAACCUGUGGAUCAUUGUACAUAUGCCUUCCAUCUCAGGAGGGAGCAGGUUUGCGUGAACCCGUAUCACUAUAAUAGAGUGGACACCCCCUCCCUGCCUCCCAUCAUGGUCCCUAAGAAUCAUCACAGCGAUAUUCCUACAACCCUACCUGAGGUUCCCAGUCUGGAUAAAUUAAGCAACUGCUUAAAUAACCUGACAGGGGGAACCCCUGCCACACCCUCCACAUCCUCCGGAUACCUCACAGAAGACUCAAACGGGAACGCCUCUCCGCAAAGUCAACGGAUGGUGGAGGACUUACAUCUUGGAGCUAACCCUGUUCCCUCCCUGUCCUCCCCGUGCUCCCUGCCAUCCGUCUCAUCACCUGGUAGUCUACCCUCUCCAGGUAGUCUUGUCCCAGGUCUGGAGCUUGAACCUGUGAUGUAUUGUGAACCAACCUUCUGGUGUUCUAUUUCCUACUACGAGAUGAAUAACAGGGUGGGAGAGAACUAUCACGCAUCCCAGGACAGUGUUACAGUCGAUGGAUUUACAGACCCAAGUUCUAGUGACAGGUUUUGUCUGGGUCUGUUGUCCAACGUGAACAGGAACAACGUGGUGGAGCAGACCAGGAAGAAUAUCGGACGAGGAGUUCGUCUCUACUAUAUAGGAGGAGAGGUGUUUGCUGAAUGUUUAUCUGAAUCUGCUCUAUUUGUCCAAUCUCCAAACUGCAACCAACAGUAUGGUUGGCAUCCGGCAACAGUCUGCAAAAUUCCUCCAGGAUGUAACCUGAAGAUAUUUAACAACCAGCAGUUUGCGACUCUUCUCUCCCAGUCCGUGAACCAGGGGUUCGAGGCUGUCUAUGCCUUGGCUAGGAUGUGUUCAAUUAGGAUAUCCUUUGUGAAGGGUUGGGGUGAGGAGUAUAGGCGGAAGACGGUGACCUCAACGCCGUGUUGGAUCGAAUUGCAUCUGAACGGUCCCCUCCAAUGGUUGGAUAAGGUCCUGCAACAAAUGGGUUCACCGGCUCUUAAGUGUAGUUCUAACAGCUGAACAUACAAUCAGUUACAGGUGUAGCUAAAGACACAGUUACAGCUCCAGCUACAGCUCCAGCUACAGCUACAGCUACAGCUCCAGCUACAGCUACAGUUACAGCUCCAGCUACAGCUAUAGCUACAGACAGUUAUAGUUGUAGCGGAAUAGCGUUCAGUUAUAGCUUAAGAAGAAGAUUUAAGCAGCAUUGAGAAUAUAUUGCACAAUGAUGAUUGUUUAAAAUUAAGAAAAGAAAAAGAAUGUAUAUUAAAUGACUUUUUUCACUUUCCCUUUUUACUGUUUAUUUUCAUGCUUUGAAUAAGCCCCUCUUUUUUUACAGUUAACGUUUAAUUAAUAAUAUCUUAAUAAUAUUUUCCUGUUUAUUUUAAAUUUGUAAUUAAGUUUCUCUCUUUCUUUCCUCCAGAAUGAAACUGGUAUAUUAUUUAUUACGAAUUGAUCAAAAAAAAAUUCUUUGUCAUGUAAAUAUUACUUGAAUGGGCUAAAACAAAAUUAUUAAAGCAUAAAACUUGAAAGGAAAAAUGGGGAACAUAGUGAUGUUCUAAAAUUUCCGUACACUAUAAGAUUUCCAAUGAAACUGCUGAUUGAAAUUUAAAAACUGUAUAUUGAACUUUUCCGCUUGCUGAUUUUUUUUACUUAUUUUGCUUACUUAAUUCCAAGCGAUAAGAUGCCUUUAAAGAUCAUGUUUUAGCGUCAUAAACAGAUAGAAUGAUUCAAAUUUAUUUAAAUUUGUUACUGUAGCAAACAUUUUUUUAUCAGAAAUAUAAACUGUUUUUUUAUGUAUUAAAUCAUUGAACACAUAUUAAAAACCAACACUUUGUACAAUUUAUGUAAAAUGAUGACUGAAAAAACCUUGUCUUUUUAACAUUUUAUCAAAAAUUUGUAUGUGUAAAUAUGAAAGCUUACACUAGUAUUCUAUGAUUGUUGUUUUUAAACAUUGAUAAGAUGGAAGUUUCUAGAACCUCAUGGUUCUUUAUAUUAUUUGCCUCCAUUAUAAAAAAUCGUAAUUUUUUAUGUAAAAAAUCAAUGUAAGUUUAAAAUUUAAAAGAAUUUUAUUGUGAAUGUAUUACCUCACCUAGUGUUAAGGAUUGCUUAAAGGAAUUGUUCACCUAUUUAAAAAUCCAUUGUAAAAUCUUACCACUUUGCUGAAGCGUAUAGAGGGGGGUUGACCUCCCCCUGGAAUGUCUUUAAAAACAUUGGGUUGCAGAUAUAUAGAAACUACAACAUCAAAUUUUGUGGCAAAUACUCAAUUCCUUCACGCAAAACCUGGUUUCACUGGCCCCCAAAAAAAACGCCAUUUAUAUCUAUUAUCCAUUAACCAGGAUAAAAAUGGCUAAAAUUGAGGUCUUCUGCCCAACUUUGUAUACAAUGGACAGCGAUUUUAUCAAUACAAUGAAGACGACUUUUGAUUUCAAUUUUGAUUUAAAUCAAACUUUUAAAUAGCAUGAAUAUACAUAAACAUUAAAAAUAGAAGUCAAUAAAAAAGCCUCUUUUUGAUUACUUGUAAACUUGUAAUUGUAAAAAAAGCUUGUUAACAAUCGAAACUUAAACAAAAAAAUCGUCUUCCUUGUACUGUAGGUGAAUAAUUCCUUUAAUUGUAAAGAUAUUAAAUGAAUUUUUAAUCUGGGUGUAUACUGUAUAGGUCGCACUUUGUUCACAUUUGUGUAAUAUUGGUUUUUUUUUUCAUCAGGAAAAUUCAAAGUGUACGAGCAUGAUUCUAAAUAAAGUUUGUCUCAA